CCAAACCCGAGAAUUACACUGGAACUUUGUUCCUUCUAACUCAAUUCCUGACAAACAAUGGUCAAACGAAAGGCCGAAGGAGCAUCUGCUCCCCAAUCGCCUACCAAGAGGGGAAAAUCCUCCGCCGGAUCGAUACCGACUGAUUUCAAGCCCUUUUUCCGAGACGGGCUGUUCGACGAGGCUGUCGAAGGCAAAUACCGAAGUGAAUAUGCUACCGCCCAACCGUACAAACACGCCGUGAUCCAUGGCCUGAUCGACGACACUUUGCUUCGUAACGUUCGGCGAGAGGUACUCCAAAACGUGGAGUUCACGCCAAAGGAGACCGACAUCUAUCGUAUCCAUCAAUCCGGUGACCUGGCUAAUCUCGACGGUCUUCCUAAAUCUGCUCUUAAGCUUCUUCCAUCCCUCCGCCAGCUCCGCGACUCGCUCUAUUCUAAGCUUUUCAGGGACUACGUUUGUGGGAUCACUGGGUGUGGGCCACUUAGCGGAAAGAAAACCGAUAUGGCCAUCAAUGUCUAUACACCUGGUUCUCAUUUGUUGGCUCAUGACGAUGUAAUUGGGUCUCGCCGUGUGUCAUAUAUCUUAUACCUAACUUCACCUGAUGAUCCUUGGCAGCCUUCCUGGGGUGGGGCGUUAAGGUUAUAUCCGACCAGAGUAGCCGAAGAUGGUGUUACGAGAGUUCCAGAGCCAGAGUGGGCCAAAGCUAUUCCGCCUGCUUGGAAUCAAUUAAGUUUUUUUGAGGUGCAGCCUGGCCUGAGUUUUCACGAUGUCGAAGAGGUGUAUGCCCCGGAAGGCGAAGAUGAGCGGAUCAGAAUGGCUAUCAGCGGAUGGUUCCACAUUCCCCAGGAAGGCGAGGGGGGCUAUAUUGAAGGUCUCGAGGAAGAACUUGCUGAAAAGAGCUCCCUACAGCAAUUACAAAGCAAGAAUCUAGACUUCUUGCUCAAUUUUAUCGCUCCUACUUACCUGACUCCUGAUACCCUGGAAAGCCUAUCUGACGCCUUCGCCGAGGAUUCUUCUGUCCAGAUCGCGCAGUUCCUUUCUAAAUCGUUUGCUAGGAAGCUUAAGGAGUUUGUUAAAGCUCGUGAUGCUAAGCAAUACUCACCAGAAAACUCGGAGGGAUGGAAAGUUGCCUUGCCUCCGCACAAGCAUCGUUAUCUUUAUCUUCAAAAACCCCCGGUUAAGAAUGGGGUUGAUCCUGACGAGCUCAAUCCUAUCGAGCAAUUGCUUACUGUUUUACUUCCAUCUAAAUCUUUUGCUAAGCUGCUACGACUUGCUACGGGUCUCAAAAUCACAGCUGGGGGUUUUCUUGCCAGAAGGUUUCGUAGAGGUUUAGAUUACACUCUUGCAACUGGUGUUGGUGGAGACGGGGACGGCGAUGGCGAGGAGGAAGAGGGAGAGGGAGAAGACCCAUCCCCAGGAGCUGGAUUGAGAGUUGAAGUCUGUCUUGGAAUCACCCCAUCAAAAGGCUGGAGUGGUGAGGACGAUGAAGAGGAAGAUGAGGAGGAGGACAAGGCGAAAAAUGGCAAGUCGAAGGGGAAAGGCAAGGUUAAAGUUCCUAGGCAUAGUAAAUUCGACGACUCGGAAAAGACAGUCGGCGGCUACGAAAUGUAUAUGGCCGGCGACUCUGACUCGGACUCGGACGAAGAAGACGAUCCUGAUCAGGCAUUCAAAAGCAAUAGAAAGAGAAAGAAGGCUGAUCCAGCCAUCUACCGCUCUGGUCGCGACAACGAGGACGACGGCAUACUAUUCACCAUGCCGGCUAGUUGGAACCGCCUAGGGAUAGUUCUCAGAGACACAGGAGUCCUCCGGUUUGUCAAGUACAUUAGUAAAAGCGCUGCGGGAGAUCGAUGGGACGUGAUUGGUGAGUGGGGAGUAGGUGAUGAUGGUGAGAGCGGUGAAGUAGAACAAUGGUUGGGGAUUCAGGAUGCAGAUGACGAUGAUGAUGCUGAGGUGGAGGGGGUGGAUGAAGAAGCGGAGGGUGGUGGUGGCGAAGAUGGGAAACAGAAUGGAAGUGACAAUGCGAGUGGGAGCGGGGGUGCGUGA
Messenger RNA from Tuber melanosporum (Perigord truffle), 2043 nucleotides. RefSeq lists its product as uncharacterized. The record is from RefSeq and is a predicted model, not a curated record. Gene Ontology annotation, molecular function: L-ascorbic acid binding; iron ion binding; peptidyl-proline dioxygenase activity. Gene Ontology annotation, biological process: regulation of translational termination; peptidyl-proline hydroxylation. Gene Ontology annotation, cellular component: cytoplasm. Bases 58 to 2043 code for a protein of 661 amino acids. Lineage: Eukaryota; Fungi; Ascomycota; Pezizomycetes; Pezizales; Tuberaceae. The transcript is spliced from 4 exons.